GAGCCGGAGCGGGAGCGGGAGCAUAGCUUAGCCACCACCGCCUCUUGGUCCCAGCCGCCGCCUCCUUCCUUGCUCCUGCUCCAGCCCCAGCCCCAGCCCCAGCCUGGACCCGUACUUGGGGCGGCAGCAAUCGAAGCCUUUGGUCCGAUCCAGUCCAGCUUGGUCCGGCCCGAAACUAGAGCCCGGCCCAGCAUGGCAGCGGAGGCCCCUGCCCCCGGUCCCAGUCGUUUCCCGGCCCGGUUCAGCGUCCAUCCCUGCCUCUGAAGGACUCCCGACGGAGGUCCCUGGGAGCCCGGCGUCCCUACCCUCCAGCCCGCAUCCCCUACACUAGUUGAACUGCGGCCCGGACUUCCCGGAUCCCCCAAGUUCUGCACAUCUCCGCCUCCCUCUGUCGUGCACCCCGAUCUCCAGCAACUGACGCCCUCCGCACUGCACCCCCGAGUUCCACCACCCGGAACCCUCAGCCUUGCGUCUGCCAUCCCCUCAGCCCUCCCUCCUCCCUCUCUUCCAGCUCUAAUCCCCUCUUCCCACAUCCUCGGCCCCUCCAGGUCCCAGAUCGCCCCUGGCCUUGCGACCCUUUCCCGAACUCUCCUGCCCCAGGACCCGGGACUCCCGAGUCCUAUACUCCUUGGUUAGGGGUUCCUCGUAGUCGCCCCCGCCCCCUCCACUCCCCUGAGCUCGCGCCCCCAGCGGCGGCGCCAUGGCCAAGGACCAACUGCGGCCCCGGCUGUGCCGGAUGAUCAAGGGCGAGCAGGGCUAUGGUUUCCACCUGCACGGAGAGAAGGGUAAAAGUGGCCAAUUCAUUCGCAAGGUGGAGCCGGGCUCCCCGGCGGAGGCGGCGGCACUGCGCGCUGGAGACCGACUGGUGGAGGUGAAUGGGGUCAACGUGGAGAAGGAGACGCACCUCCAGGUAGUACAGAGGAUCAAGGCUGUAGAGGGUGAGACCCGGCUCCUGGUAGUGGACAAGGAGACAGACGAAUACCUGGCCAGCCUGCAUCUGACCUGCACAGAGGAGAUGGCUAAUCACGGGGUUCCACCUUCAGCUCCCAUAGCCCCCCAAGAUAAUGGCAACUUGUGGGAGCCCCAGCCAGAGACCUGGCCCCCAAGGGCUAUGGGUGGCAGCUUCAGCAGCCGGAAGGAUGUGCCUGGAACUCCUCGGGAGCUGCGCCCACGUCUCUGCCACCUCCACAAAGGCCCCAACGGCUAUGGCUUCAAUCUGCAUAGUGAGAAGUCACGGCCUGGACAGUACAUUCGUGCUGUGGAUGCUGGGUCACCUGCUGCCCGCUCUGGUCUUCAAGCCCAGGAUCGGUUAAUCGAGGUAAAUGGCCGAAAUGUGGAGGGACUUCGUCAUGCUGAAGUUGUGUCCAGCAUCAAGGCCUAUGAAGAUGAAGCACGGCUGCUUGUGGUUGACCCUGAGACUGAUGCCUACUUCAAGAGACUACGGGUGGUCCCUACUGAAGAACAUGUCACGGGUCCACUGCCUUCCUUGAUUACCAAUGGAAUGAGCCCACCCCAGAUCAAUGGUGGCUCGACUUGCUCAUCUCAGAGUGACCUGCAGAAUGUGGACAAGGACACAGAGGACAAUGACAUGGCCAAGAGGGACCCAUUCCAGGAGAGUGGACUCCACCUAAGCCCCACCGCUGCAGAGGCCAAGGAGAAGGCCCGGGCAAAGAGAGUCAACAAGAGGGCACCGCAGAUGGACUGGAACAAGAAGCGAGAGAUUUUUAGCAACUUCUGAAACCCUGUUCCUUCCCCAUCCCGCACAGCCAGUGCCUCCUCCUGCUUCUCCCUGAAGGAAAGGAACUAGGGAACUCCUUGCCAGGAGGCACAGGCUGUGUGCUCAACUGCCCCCACCCCCUUCCUGAGGCCAGAACUCCAGCGCUUAUCUUCAACCUGUGGCUGAGGAGCCUCUGGCUGAGGUGGGGAGGGGGGCUUCCUCUUGGUCCCAAGGAUUUGGCCUGGUCUGCCCUCCCCAAGUCCCACUGCCUGCCUACACCCUUGUUGCUGGAAGAGCCACUUCCCUCCCCAUCCCCCUACCCCCACUGGAGCCUCAGUGAGGCAGGACCAGAGAAUGGGUCUCUUUAGCUCCAGCAGCCAAACCUGACCCUGGGGGCUGGACCCUUGCUGAAACUCCUGGUGUUUGCUCUUGUCUCUUUGGGGAUAUGUUCCUUGAAAGGGAGGCAAGAGAGGGAGAAAGAUUGAGAGAGACACAGAGAGCCAGAGAGAAAA
Phascolarctos cinereus (koala) is the source of this 2229-nucleotide messenger RNA. It is a transcript of the gene NHERF2, whose product is annotated as NHERF family PDZ scaffold protein 2. Gene Ontology annotation, cellular component: apical plasma membrane. Gene Ontology annotation, biological process: protein localization to plasma membrane. The record is from RefSeq and is a predicted model, not a curated record. NCBI's taxonomy places the organism in Eukaryota, Metazoa, Chordata, Mammalia, Diprotodontia, Phascolarctidae. Gene Ontology annotation, molecular function: signaling receptor binding; protein-membrane adaptor activity.